GUCGAUUAACUAAAGCUACAAAUUUGGAUUAUGCAUUAAACACGCGUUACAGGUGUCGCGAACUUAAAAUUAUGAUGAGAGUGAUAGCUUUGUAAAAUGUCUGAAUACACUUACUCAAGUCUUCUAUAUUAGUAUUAAGAGUUUUAAGGACACAAAAAACAAACAAAAUAAGAACGCUCUGAAAACGUUGAAUUGUGUAAACAACUCUUAAUUGUAUUAUUUCUUUGUCAAAUCGUGUUAAUGGCGUCGGAAGAGAGCAUGGUGAUCAACUCUUCUUCGGUUUUAGACGAAGAUGAUUACGUCGACGAUAGUACAGAUCAUGAUGGCUUUCAUCAUUACUACCAGACAAGGCAAAAUAGUUUGUCUAGGUUAUCUAUCUGCACGAGCUCCUUCCACGAAGACGAUGAAGAUCAUCAUCAUCAUCAUCCUUCAGAGCUACUUGGUAAUUUCGUCUCUGCUCUGUCACUAGAGAGCUUGGACGAUGACGUCGGAGCCGAUGCCGACGGGGAAAUCUCCGAUGAUGGUGACGUUUCGGAUUCCGACAAGGAAUCUUCCGGGUUCUACUCUCUCCCGGAGACCACAUCUCACCGGAGAAGGAAACUCACGGUUUCCGGCGAUGGUACUAAUAAGUGUAAUAUAGUAAGUCAACGGAGAGAAAAGAGCAGAAGAGGGAAUCAGUACGGUCACGGGUUUAACGGCGUUGAGAGAGACAGCGACGGAGACGGCGGGAACCGUUACGGAGGAGGAGAAGAGUUGACGGUGCUAACGAAGGUGAUCAGAGGAGGGAAGAAGUCAAUGAAGAUGGGGUUUGAAGAAGUGAAAGCCUGCAGAGAUCUCGGGUUCGAUUUGGAAGUUCCGGGUCGGGUUUCUGUAUCCGGCGGGUCAAACAGGGAGACUCAGACUAGUAGUGGCGGCAACUCUCCCAUUGCCAACUGGCGUAUCUCAAGUCCUGGGGAUGAUCCGAAAGAGAUUAAGGCAAGAUUGAAGAUGUGGGCACAAGCGGUAGCUUUAGCUUCUGCAUCACGUUAACCUUCUUAUUACUUUCUUCUGUUUAGGGUUCGUCUUUCGAAAUUUCACCUUUUUUUUAUCCCCUUAGUCUUACGAGUAAAUAUUACGAGUUUUUUUUUCUUGUAUUGGUAACUCUGUUUCAUGGGUUUGUAAAUAUGAAAGCUACGUAUACUACUAUUGUUUCUUUGUAUAUUCAAAUAAAAACUACACAAUAUACUUGUAAAUAAACAAAUUCACGUGAAUUGAUUUUACCUCUUU
This is a messenger RNA of Camelina sativa (false flax), 1266 nucleotides long. RefSeq lists its product as uncharacterized. NCBI's taxonomy places the organism in Eukaryota, Viridiplantae, Streptophyta, Magnoliopsida, Brassicales, Brassicaceae. The record is from RefSeq and is a predicted model, not a curated record.